Aspergillus novofumigatus IBT 16806 is the source of this 438-nucleotide messenger RNA. RefSeq lists its product as uncharacterized. The transcript has 3 exons. NCBI's taxonomy places the organism in Eukaryota, Fungi, Ascomycota, Eurotiomycetes, Eurotiales, Aspergillaceae. The record is from RefSeq and is a predicted model, not a curated record. Bases 163 to 390 code for a protein of 75 amino acids.
AUAUAAACUAAGCUAGGCCUUGAUUGAACUGAAGAGUAGCAAGAACUUAAGAAGGCAGAUAACUAAAUACGACAGCCGGUCCGAAUAAGCGCACGGCCCCUUGAAGAAAUAUAAUUGCCUUUUCUUGCCGAUCUAUGGCUAUUCAGCCAAUAGCUUGCAGCCAUGGCUCCUGUCGUUUUAAUAGACCUUGUUGAGUGGUACUCAGCAGACGUAAUCGAGAUUGGAAUGUUACUGUUGGAUACUAUAUUUGCUCUGAUUGUACCCCGACGAUAUUUCUGUUGGUUGACACGGCCAUUUCUCGACUUCGCCAGGCGCCACAAGGAGCAAGCUGAAGAACAAAGGCCUCAUGGCGCGAAUCUUUGCCAAUGCAUUGGAUUCGCAGCACGAUAGACAGUAAAUUAACAGGGAUGAGAGAAUGAAGCCGCAGUAGGGUAAAUA